Messenger RNA from Mytilinidion resinicola, 1072 nucleotides. Its product is annotated as kinase-like protein. Gene Ontology annotation, molecular function: ATP binding; protein kinase activity. The coding region runs from base 1 to 636 and encodes 211 amino acids. Gene Ontology annotation, biological process: protein phosphorylation. The transcript has 3 exons. The record is from RefSeq and is a predicted model, not a curated record. NCBI's taxonomy places the organism in Eukaryota, Fungi, Ascomycota, Dothideomycetes, Mytilinidiales, Mytilinidiaceae.
AUGGAUUGGUCUGGACGAGGUCGACAUGCGGAAUUCGGAGAGGGAGACGAUGGCCAAAUUGCAAAAAUCCUCACACAUGAGAACAUUCUGGGUCAUUCUUGGACGGCUGUAGCCGAGAGCGUACUGUGCAGAAGAAUCCGUCUCGCGCGUAAAACGAUCAGCUGCAUCGGAAAGCUGAAACGUGAAGAUGCCGUUAAAGAAGUGGAGCACCUUCAGAAAUUUCUAGAGAGUUUUCUGGAGUUCGCAGACGAGCUUAAAGACUUCUCGGAGAAGCUCAGCAAUCUCUACGACUUGUCCUGCUUCAUUGGAUGCCUCUCUAACGCUAUGGACUAUAUACAUCAACAAUUCACUAAGCACAUGGACAUCAAGCCCAAGAAUAUCCUCAUCCGACAAACUCCUCGCGGUUGCAAUAAAUACAGGGUCUAUUUUGCGGAUUUCGGAAUAUCGAGAGCAUAUAAGAGCGCAGCAGAGGCCGAAACAGAUUCUCCGACACCAUACACGAGGAUGUAUGCCGCUCCAGAGGUAGUUGAUCAAGACACACGCGGAUUCGGUGCAGACAUCUUCAGUCUUGGCUGUGUUUUCGCCGAAAUCAUUGCUGUGCUGAGCUCUCAGCGCCAAUCCCUGAUUGACAUCUGAAACGGCAAUGCUGACGGAGACACAUCUUACCAGGCAAACAUCUCGCCCAUAGCAGAGUGGCUACGAAGCACCCGAAUUUUCAGCCAAGAGCUCCUUAGGUCUGAGUGCCUCCAGUCAAAUAUAAUACCGAUGAUGAGCUUCGAGCCAUCUUCUAGACCCUUCUCUGCUGAGAUUAAGGCAGCAUUCGGAGGACAUAAAUGCUGUACAGAAGGACCUGAGCCUUUCGAAAGGGUCGCGGAACUCACAUAAGAGCUUGCUAAUAGGUGUGAGUGUGCGUUGAAUCAAAGUACAAGGCUACGGCCAUUGGCUAUGCGUAUGUUGCGGAGGUAAAGUGUUCUCUGCUAGAUUUGGACAAAAGCAUCUUUCAAGUUUCACCCUCACCUGGCUCUGAUGUAACCAUCUAAGAAUUCUUGACCAGAGAUGUGAAUAUUGGAAC